Messenger RNA from Cariama cristata (Red-legged seriema), 2321 nucleotides. RefSeq names its product RAN binding protein 9 (gene RANBP9). Gene Ontology annotation, cellular component: cytoplasm. NCBI's taxonomy places the organism in Eukaryota, Metazoa, Chordata, Aves, Cariamiformes, Cariamidae. The record is from RefSeq and is a predicted model, not a curated record. The coding region runs from base 1 to 1503 and encodes 500 amino acids. The transcript is spliced from 12 exons. Gene Ontology annotation, biological process: cytoskeleton organization; cell surface receptor signaling pathway. Gene Ontology annotation, molecular function: protein binding.
AUGGGAAUUGGGCUUUCGGCACAGGGUGUGAACAUGAACAGACUACCAGGUUGGGAUAAACAUUCAUAUGGUUACCAUGGAGAUGAUGGACAUUCAUUCUGUUCCUCUGGAACUGGACAACCCUACGGCCCAACGUUUACGACGGGUGAUGUCAUCGGUUGUUGUGUCAACCUUAUCAAUAAUACCUGCUUCUACACAAAGAAUGGACACAGCUUGGGCAUCGCUUUCACAGAUUUACCGCCAAACUUGUACCCUACAGUAGGGCUUCAAACACCUGGAGAGGUUGUGGAUGCUAAUUUUGGGCAACACCCGUUUGUAUUUGAUAUUGAAGACUAUAUGCGGGAGUGGAGAACCAAAAUUCAAGCACAGAUUGACAGAUUUCCAAUAGGAGAUCGGGAAGGAGAGUGGCAAACAAUGAUUCAGAAAAUGGUAUCAUCUUACUUAGUUCACCAUGGAUACUGUGCAACAGCAGAGGCAUUCGCCAGAUCCACAGACCAGACUGUGCUAGAAGAAUUAGCUUCCAUUAAAAAUAGACAAAGAAUUCAGAAAUUGGUUUUAGCAGGAAGAAUGGGAGAAGCCAUUGAAACAACACAACAGUUGUAUCCAAGUUUACUAGAAAGAAAUCCUAAUCUCUUAUUUGCAUUAAAAGUGCGCCAGUUUAUAGAGAUGGUGAAUGGUACCGACAGCGAAGUGCGGUGUUUGGGAGGCCACAGUCCAAAAUCUCAAGAUAGUUACCCUGUUAGCCCACGAUCGUUCAGUAGUCCUAGCAUGAGUCCCAGCCAUGGAAUGAAUAUUCACAAUUUGGCAACAGGCAAAGGGAGCAGCACACACUUUUCUGGGUUUGAAAGCAGUUGCAGUAACGGAGUAAUAUCAAAUAAAGCGCAUCAGUCUUACUGUCACAGUAAACACACCACCACCAGCUUGAAUGUACCAGAGCUCAACAACAUAAAUGCAUCAAGAUCACAGCAGGUUAACAGCUAUUCCAGCAAUGAUGUAGACAUGGAAACAGAUCACUACUCCAAUGGGGUUGCUGAGACUUCAUCCAAUGGCUUCCUAAAUGGUAGUUCUAAACAUGAUCACGAAAUGGAAGAAUGUGACACAGAAAUGGAAGUAGAUUCAAGUCAGUUAAGACGUCAGCUGUGUGGUGGCAGCCAAGCGGCUAUUGAAAGAAUGAUCCAUUUUGGGAGAGAAUUGCAAGCAAUGAGUGAGCAGCUAAGAAGAGAAUGUGGCAAAAACACGGCGAAUAAGAAAAUGCUCAAGGAUGCGUUCAGUUUACUUGCGUAUUCCGAUCCCUGGAGCAGCCCUGUUGGAAAUCAGCUUGACCCGAUACAGCGAGAACCGGUGUGCUCUGUACUCAAUAGUGCAAUACUCGAGACUCACAAUCUGCCAAAGCAACCGCCGCUUGCCCUAGCCAUGGGCCAAGCGUCGCAGUGUCUAGGAUUGAUGGCUCGAUCGGGAAUCGGAUCCUGCGCCUUCGCCACAGUGGAGGACUACCUACACUAGCUAUGCAGCCGAAGAGCGGGAAGGUGGUGUAUUCAACACGGAAAGCAGAGCCGCUCUGCUGACUGGAAUUUGGAAUUUUAAUUAUGUACUAAGGACAAGUCUGUCGCUUUAUGUUGCUUCCUAGUUUACAGCAUGAUGCAAAUGAUUUCUAACUUAGCGUUAGGAGAAAAUUUCCAUCUUUAAACCUCUUAGACAACUAAGAGUCGAAACUAUCACUGAUAAUGUCAGACAUCCAGAUCGACAAGUACCGAUCCUUGGAACGAUUGUCCAAAACAAACCAAAAACCCUGCUACCUUGUGGUGGGACGGAAUACAAAAUGGGGAUGUAUUAGCAUGUGGGUGAUGUAACCGUCGAGCAGGAUGACUUGCCAACCUCCACCUCCAUCGUUACAUAGUUCAAUCAGUGUAAUUUGCAAAGUGCAUAAACACCUGAUGGUUUGGAUAUAUAGUGUUGAUGGGAAGAAAUGAUAUUUUUUAAUGUGUACUGUAAAACUUGAAUUACUCAGGAGCUGAGUGAAUAUGUUUGUUGCUACUUACAAUCCCAACCUGUUGAUCUUAGUAGGUUUUUUUUUUUGUUUUAACAUGGUCUUUUCAACUUUGUUUCCUUGUUUAACUACAGACAGCUUCUGUUGUGUAGACUCACCAGUUUAACUGUUGUAUUAUAACAGUAUUACAUGUCAACACAGUGUGGUUAUGACCUAUUUAUAUAAAAACCAAAUAUUUAGUCAGUUUACAGUCUUAAUUUAAUCUUUGUACACCUUGCAUUUUUAAAAGUGCUUAAAUAGUACUAUAUUGCAAUAAAAUGUAGUGAUAUCAUAA